AUGAUGGAAGGCGGUUUGUCUACGGAUGAAGAGUUGCUCUUGCUGCAGGCCCUAUUCCCGUAUGCCUCAUCCGAGUGCCUUCAGAAGGGCAUCGACGCAGGGAAGACUGUAGAGAAUGCGGUGCACUGUGUCCAUGCAGCAGCGAACCCCGACGUGUAUAGCGCCGCCUACCUGGAGCACGAGCGCACUGCGGCAAGGGCUAGAGAGGAGAAAGGUGGUACCACCAACAACGCACAGCAGGCGUUUGUAGGCAUACGCCAACUCCUGGCUAGCAGAUUGCGUACCCUAGAGGAGAGAGUUGUCAUCGGCAUCUCGCUCCAUCACGAGUACGAAGAUGCCGUUGGGGCAUUCGUCGUCGACACGGCGGCGUGGGAUGAGCACUUCCUCGCCACCGCCACCAUGACGGACGUUGUUGGCGCGCGCCCCCUCACGCUGCCGACGGAUGACAAGAAGGUGCUCUUCGAAAGCGGCUCCGUGGCACUAACGCCGAUCAUGCGGUGGGCCCCAUCCGCUGCCGGGCUGGAGCGGGAGCGGAUGGUCGCCAGAGACACGGUGGGUGCCACCGAGCGGUUGUUUAAGGAUGGAGCGGGGGACUGCAACGGCUCAGCCACCGCCGCGAUAGGCGAUACGAACGGGGUGGCAUCGGAGAAGCCGGAUACCGCAGCCGCUACGGUGCCCACGCAACUGCAAUUCAGCACGGCAAAGGUGAGCGAGUGGGACCGCAUCAUGGAGUCACUUGCGCCAUGGUCAACCGUGUUUGGCGAUGCGGAUUGCUGUGCGCUCUGCAAGGAAGUCACAGUGCACUGUCGAAAGUUGGCCGAUGUGAUUCCGGAGCUCAUCCCAAAGGUUUUUAGCGUGAUUGAGAAGGAGCUGAAGCAGGCUGUGGUGCUUUCAGCCGCGCGCGGCGUGCACGUCUCGGCACUGGGAGGUAUUCUCUUGGAUCAUGAAGCUGUCCAAAUCAAGGAUAUUGUGUUUGGGCGCUCCUACGGUGUCUUCGACGACGAUGGUGCUUAUUUGCGUCUGCGCGUCAAGAUUAGGCGACUGCUGCUUGAGCCUCUGGCGUUCUCGUACCGCAAAGCAAGGUCUGGGGGUGGCAGCACCUCAGGGGUUUUGCAUGCAAAGGUGAAGAAGGUGAAGAUAAAGAGUAGGGUGGACGUGCGGUUAUACGCGGCAGGUUUUUUCACUAUCUGCUGCAGGGACACUCGUGUCACCAUCGGCGCGUUGCGCACUGAUUGUUCCGUCACCAAGCUGCACGCAAUGGGUAUUAUUUUGCGCCCCAUCAUCAAGUUCAAGUUGAGAGAAGCACUGAUACAGCUCCUGAGUGGUGAUGUAGUUUUGGGCCCCACGUAG
Trypanosoma grayi is the source of this 1350-nucleotide messenger RNA. RefSeq lists its product as hypothetical. Bases 1 to 1350 code for a protein of 449 amino acids. The transcript has a single exon. Lineage: Eukaryota; Euglenozoa; Kinetoplastea; Trypanosomatida; Trypanosomatidae. The record is from RefSeq and is a predicted model, not a curated record.